Molecule: messenger RNA, 2579 nt
Organism: Scleropages formosus (Asian bonytongue)
Lineage: Eukaryota; Metazoa; Chordata; Actinopteri; Osteoglossiformes; Osteoglossidae
Product: plakophilin-1-like
Exons: 14
Coding region: 132-2183 (683 amino acids)
Biological process (GO): cell-cell adhesion
Cellular component (GO): adherens junction; plasma membrane; nucleus
Molecular function (GO): protein binding
Source: RefSeq, a predicted model, not a curated record
ACUUGGCCGUGAGGGAGAAGCUCGCUGAAGUUAAGGCUUAUCAAACACGAGCCAUUCCCAUCCCGUCGUCAAACAGACGAGUCGAGUGUAUCACGCAUCGCACGAAUACGAAAGGAUAAACAUCGGUCACUAUGAUGCUGCAGCCACUGCGGUCCGUGAUGUCCGUUCAGCACGUGGAGGAGACGUCCCUCGCGCUGCCGUCCGACAGCAAGCUGCGCUCCGCGCAGCAGCGCGUGCUCGAGCAGGUGCACACGGUGAGACGGAGCCGAUCGCGAGGCGGCGGGAGCGCGUCCGGACCCGUGUCUCCUACGAGUCCAAUAAGCUUUUCCAGUAAAUCUUUCAGUGAUAAUGUCUUCUCAAGAAACACGUCAGGCAGAUUCUCCAGCUUCAUUCGAGAGACACAGGGGAUGAACCGGCGGCAGGUGCGAAGUUACAGUCAGUAUGAGAAGCCGUCAUAUGGCAUCUCUACUGUUGAUGGCCCUUCAUUAGUAUAUUUUAACAAGCUGAAGUCAAGCUCCAGCAACCCAGAGUUAGUAACCACCUCUGCACCUCAGCGCCCCGCCCUUCACUUCUUACCUACUCAGUCCAGUGGAUGUGGUACUCGUCCCUUAGUUAGCAGCCAACCCAACUUUGACCGGGCACCCUCCAGUUAUUCCAAUACUAAUAUCAAGAUAUCCACUUCCAAGCCUAAGAACGGAGGGGACGUGGUGGAAAAUGGUACAAAUAUCACCAUGAAUGAGGCUGUAGAAUUUCUCUCCAGACAUAAUGAGAACUACCAGAACUUAGGAGUUUCCUUCAUUCAACACAGCACUUUCCACGAUGACAAGGCAAAGCAAGAGGUCUUGCAACUAAAGGGAAUCCCGCGCCUGGUGGCAUUGCUGCAGAGCACCAACCCCCAAAUCCAGCAGACAGCCUCCGGUGCUCUGCGAAACCUGGUGUUUAAGAACAAUGACAAUAAGCUGGAGGUUCAGCGAUGCGGUGGCAUCGAAGAGGCUCUUGUGCUGCUGAAGAAAACUGAUUGCCCUGAGACUCAGAAACAUGUGACAGGUCUUCUGUGGAACCUGUCCUCAACGGAUGAGCUGAAGUCACAAUUGCUUCGGAGUGCCAUUCCUGUCCUCACAGAGAGUGUGGUGAUGCCCUUCGCAGGCUGGCCUGAGAAGAUUUCUAACAGCUCCAUAGACCCAGAGGUGUUCUACAAUACCACUGCCUGCCUGCGAAACCUCAGCUCUGCAAAGAAGGGUACUCGUCAGCCCAUGCGAAAUUGUCAUGGCCUGAUUGAUUCCCUGGUAACCUAUGUCCAGACUUGUGUUGCUGAAGACAGGCCCGAUGACAAGUCUGUGGAAAACUGUGUAUGUGUCCUGCAUAACCUUACAUACCAAGUGGAGACAGAGGCCCCAGCUCUCUUCAGCAAGAUAAAUGCCCUUGCGGUUCCUCCUUUAAGGAGCACAGCCCAACAGGUGCCUUCCCCCAUUGGCUGUUUCAGCACCCAAAGUGGAAAGACAGAGCAGGAGGGCUACUUUGACUAUCCAGUAAUGGAAGACAACAACCCCAAAGGAGCUGGAUGGCUCUUCCACUCAUCAACAAUGCAGACCUACCUUUCUCUCCUGGAAAGCAGCCAGAAGGAUGCCACAAAGGAGGCUUGUGUUGGAGCUCUCCAGAAUCUUACUGCCCAUAAAGGAACAGUUUCUGGUGUCAUGAGUCAGAGCAUUGUGCAAAAGCUGAACGGCCUGCAAAAUAUCAUGCCACUUCUGCAGUCGACAAAUCCUAGUUUGCAGCGAACAACCAUGGCCCUAGUGGGCAACCUUUCAAGGACUCCGCGCCUCCAGAGCACAAUGGCCCGGCAGACACUACCCCAGCUUACCAGUCUACUCAGUUCCGGUGCCAAGAAUAAUUCUGAUUCAGAUGACACCAUAACAACAGCCAGUUACACAAUCCUUAAUCUCCUGAAGGCAGAACCUGAAGUUGCAAAGAAGCUUCUGAACAACACCUUUGUCAACUCACUGACUGAUCUCAGCAAGAACAGGUUCCUCCCAAAGUCCAGCCAAGCUGCAUCCCUUCUCCUUUACAGUCUCUGGGCAGAAAAAGAUUUCCAAAGCUUCCUUAAGAAGCAAGGAAUGCAUAAGAGCAACUUUGUUAAUGAUAUCACCACAUCUGCCCAUAAGCUGGUCCAAGCUGUUCAGUAAAAACACGUCUGGUGUAGCUGAAGGGUUAACAUGUAUUUGGCUGUUAUUUAGUAUGAUUCCUCAUCUAUAUCCAUGGAAUGAGCUACACAACAACUCCCAUGUUUUAUGGUUGCUGCAUGCAAUAUGAAUGUCUUUUGAUUAGAUUUUUUUUUUUCUUUUUCAAGUUUUAUAGCUAUGAAUUACUGAUGUUAUGCUAAGAACUGUAUUUCAGUGUUUCUCUGUUUCUGAAUGAUUGAAUUUAUGUUUGGGAGAUAGAGCUUGGGUUAUCCUGUGUCAAAUGAGCUGAGAGGGGACAUUUCAACACCACUCAUGCUAGAUCUUGGCACUUCUUCAGUAGGUAGUUAAUAAUAAUGUUAAAGAGUAGAGUUUGAUUAUUUGGCUUAAAAUAUUGAGUAG